AUGGGCACGAAACGAGCACACGCCGACUUCGAUUCGGAAGGCGCGCAGCCGCACGACCAGCGCAGCAACUCCCCGGGCUCGGAAGACGGCCAGCACGACAACAAAAGGUUCAAGGCCACCAAGAGGAGGCACAGGGCGAAGGAGGGCACGACGAACUGGAACAAGACGCGCGCGAGAACCAUCAGAAGGCUGUUACAGAGCGGCAAGGAGCUGCCGGCCACGAAGCGCAAUGAGCUGGAGCAGGAGCUGCAGGCGCUGCAGGAGAGGGUCGAGGAGCACGACUUCAGGAAGAGGCGGAGCAACAUGAUUCAGAAAUACCACAUGGUUCGGUUCUUUGAGCGGAAAAAGGCAGAGAGGCUCCUGAAGCAACUCCGCAAGAAACUCCAGCAGACCGAAGACGCCGAAGAGAAGAAGCGCCUCGAGGCCGAGGCCCACGUGGCCGAAGUGGACGUCGCCUACGCCCGCUUCUUUCCCCUGAUGGAGCGCUACGAGAGUCUGUACGCCGACAAGAACAAGGAUGCCGGGGACGGGGAAGAGAAGCAGGAGGAGGGGGCGGCGGGCAAGGCCGACGAGGCCGACGAGGACAAACCCUUCAAGCAGCCCAAGGCGCUGCAGGCGCUGCACGCGGAGCGGCCAAAGAUGUGGGCGACGGUCGAGAAGGUGCUGCCGGAGGGUGAGGCGGCGCUGUACAGGCUGCGCGACCGCAAGUCGCCGGCGGACGCGGCCCCGCACCAGAGGCAGCCCCUGCCGCAGCGGAAGCAGCGACCGGCGCGAGCGAAGGAAGAGGACCCGUGGCUCGCGCGGUCCAAGAAGUCUUGGGACGAUGCCAAGAAGACGAGAGACCCCAAGCAGCCGAUGAACCGAAGAGAGCGUAGGGCACUGGAGAGGAAGGCUCCGAAGAAGGUGGAGGAGGAGGACGACGGCACGGGUUUCUUUGAGUGA
This is a messenger RNA of Colletotrichum higginsianum IMI 349063, 942 nucleotides long. Its product is annotated as rRNA-processing protein efg1. Gene Ontology annotation, cellular component: preribosome, small subunit precursor; nucleolus. The coding region runs from base 1 to 942 and encodes 313 amino acids. Gene Ontology annotation, biological process: maturation of SSU-rRNA from tricistronic rRNA transcript (SSU-rRNA, 5.8S rRNA, LSU-rRNA). Lineage: Eukaryota; Fungi; Ascomycota; Sordariomycetes; Glomerellales; Glomerellaceae. The transcript is spliced from 2 exons. The record is from RefSeq and is a predicted model, not a curated record.